Miscanthus lutarioriparius is the source of this 1446-nucleotide messenger RNA. Lineage: Eukaryota; Viridiplantae; Streptophyta; Magnoliopsida; Poales; Poaceae. The record is from the annotation of a GenBank genome assembly.
AUGGCCCGAGCUCCCAAAUCCACCGGCAUUGCCCUCUCCCUCCUCCUGCUGGCAGCCGCCGCCACCGCCUCGGCCCUCCCUCUCCUCAACUCGUCGCUCCCCGACCCCGCUGCCGUCGUCGCCGACUUCCACAGCAAGGUGGCGACGUCGCGGCGGCGGAUGCAGGAGGCCGGGGCUGCCGGCGGCGGCGGGUGCAUGACGGGCAACCCAAUCGACGACUGCUGGCGGUGCGCGGGGACGGACUGGCGCCAGGACCGGCAGCGCCUGGCGGACUGCGGCAUCGGGUUCGGGCGCAACGCGCUGGGCGGCAAGGGCGGGCCGGUGUACGUGGUGACGGACUCCUCCGACCGCGACCCCGUGAACCCGGUCCCGGGCACGCUCCGCCACGCCGCCAUCCAGGAAGGCCCGCUGUGGAUCGUGUUCGCGUCGGACAUGGCCAUCCGCCUGAACGAGGAGCUGCUGGUGAACAGCUACAAGACCAUCGACGGGCGCGGCGCCAACGUGCACAUCGGCGGCGGCGGCGCGUGCAUCACGCUGCAGUACGUGUCCAACGUCAUCAUCCACAACGUGCACGUCCACGACUGCGUCCCCGCCGGGAACGCCAACGUGCGGUCGUCGCCGACGCACUACGGGUGGCGCACGCGGUCGGACGGCGACGGCAUCUCGCUGUUCGGCGCCCGGGACGUGUGGGUGGACCACUGCGCGCUGUGGCGGUGCGCCGACGGGCUGGUGGACGCCAUCAUGGGAUCCACGGCCAUCACCGUGUCCAACAGCUACUUCGCGCACCACGACGAGGUGAUGCUGCUGGGCGCCAGCGACGCGUACCUCCCGGACUCCGGGAUGCAGGUCACCAUCGCCUUCAACCGCUUCGGCCCCGGGCUGGUGCAGCGGAUGCCCCGCUGCCGCCGGGGGUACUUCCACAUCGUCAACAACGACUACACGUCGUGGGAGAUGUACGCCAUCGGCGGCAGCGCCACCCCCACCAUCAACAGCCAGGGCAACCGCUACAUCGCGCCCGCCGACCCAAACGCCAAGGAGGUGACGAAGCGGGUGGACACGGCGGAGGGGCAGUGGGCGGGGUGGAACUGGCGGACGGAGGGCGACAUGAUGGUGAACGGCGCCUUCUUCGUGCCGUCCGGCGAGGGGCUGGAGGACAUCUACGACAAGGCGUCCAGCACCGACCCCAAGUCGUCGGCGCUCGUCGACGUGCUCACGCAGAACGCCGGCGUCUUCGGCGAUCCCAGGAACGACGCCGAAGAAACCGGGUACAGGGGCGUCAACUACGCCGGCGUGGGGACUGGCGGUGGCGGCAACGGCUACGGCUACCUCGGGAUGGUCUACGCCAACGGCGGCGGCGAUCAGAGAUGUAGAUCACACUCGGCGCUGUCAUUGAUUUCUUCAGUUAUCACCCUCAUUGCGCUAGGAUGCUGCUUGCGCUUGUUGUAA